AUUUGUUUCUCUCUUUCAACUCUCAUCGGUUAAUUUGUUUUUCUUUAAUUUUUUGUUUACAAUUAAAUUUCUCCAAUUAAAUCGCAAUAAAUUCACAAGUUAAAGCCUUAAACUAAAUUAACAUGUUAAAGUUAUUACCAUACCUCUUGUUUAUCCAUAUUGCAGAAUCUGUAACUAUGCAAAGAUUAGCUCCACUUAUUGAUCUCGAAAUUGGUGGUUCUGUGCAAUUAGAUUGUGAACUUCGUGGAAAUGAAAUAAGAUGGUACAAAUUAGUCGAACUUGAUAAACCUCAGCUAAUACGAGGUGAUGAAUACAAUAGAUACAAAUUAUCUGCCAAUAAUCGUACCCUGACUAUUGAAGAUCCGAGGAAAAAUUCUGACGAAGGGGAUUACUCUUGUUCAACAAGCUCUACAAACACUCAGAGUUUCAGAGUUAGAGGAAAACCUGAAUUCGCAACGUUCAAAGCCGCUGAUCAUAUCAAAGACAUGGACUCAUUCAAUGUCAUUCAAGAUGAUGAUUUGCAUCUAGUUUGUGAAGUUUUACUUCGAGCAGCAUUUAAAGACGACGAAAUUAACUUUGCUUGGUAUCGUAAAUUUCCUAAUGGAGAUGAAGAAAUGUUAACAAAUCUAAAUAUUACCAAUGGUGAAGAUUCAAGUGUAUCAUAUGUAAGCAGAAAGUCAAUCAUUUCUUUGGAGGAUCUUAAAUUUACCGAUCGAGCUCAAUACAUUUGCGAAGCAUCGAAUGGUCAAAUUAAAGCAAACAGUACAGUUAAUGUACGAGUAAAGGAUAAAUUAGCCGCUUUAUGGCCAUUCCUGGGAAUUGUGGCCGAAGUUGUUAUUCUAUGUUCAGUCAUUUGUAUCUACGAAAAGAGAAGGGGAAAAGCUGAGUUCGAGGAAGCUGUUGGUAAAAGUGUACUCAAAAGUCCUGCGCAUUCAAAAUGACGAUAAUAUUGUUAACUUGGAUUACCAUUAAUCAAAAGAAAAGGAUCAACAAGAUCAACUCAUCUUAUCUUAUGCUUACCUUUAAAUUAGAUUAUGACCUUAAACACAGUGAUCAAAAUUUUACGCUUUUACUUUAAAUGGACAUUGGAAAGGGGGACACACAAACAACUACGAAACUACAACAACUAAGGCGAUGAGAAAAAAAAGUUAUCAAAAUUAUUGGAAAUGAGAAUCAAUUUCCAAUGAGUUACGUCUGAUGGAUAUGUAUAAAUGGUCAAUUGUUAUCAAAUUGUCGACAUAAUUGAUGGUCAGGUUAAUGAAGAUAAUAUAUCGAAGUUGAUGAUCGUUUAAAUGAUCAAAGUCUCUAUUUCUCAAAUGUUUUUUUUUUCUAAAAGAAAAAUAUUCUUUACCAUCUAUUGAUUAGUAAAAAAAAAGUAAUUAACACCGAGAAAUUUGACAAUAUCGAACGAGAAAAACAUGAUUAGUUUAAUUUUAAUUGUUAUUAUACUUUUAUCCUUUUAAUUCACCGAUUCAACUCUUUCUGGUUCCUCUUUCUCACUGCCUAUCUUGAUAAUCUGAAUCUCUUGGAAUCCAUGAUUCUUAAUUGUUGCCAUUUAUCGUUCUAUAAAUACAUGAAUAUCAUAAAUAUCAGUUGUAACAACUUGUAACUCACAGAAUUCAAUAUGUAAUAACUAUUUUCCUGCCCCUGCAACCAUUAAAUGAACAACUCAACAGGAAUUCAUGUGUAAUAUUGGUAAGAACAAUUCUAUUUAAAAUAAACUAAAAUCGAACCUCGAUUAACAAUUAAUAAUA
This is a messenger RNA of Panonychus citri (citrus red mite), 1754 nucleotides long. RefSeq names its product basigin-like. Lineage: Eukaryota; Metazoa; Arthropoda; Arachnida; Trombidiformes; Tetranychidae. Bases 123 to 941 code for a protein of 272 amino acids. The record is from RefSeq and is a predicted model, not a curated record. The transcript has 4 exons.